CACCCACAAGCUGCUGGGCAGACAGAAAGAAAGAUCUGUGGCUCACCCACGGCCAUAAGAUAAAGAGCACUGAAGCCCCCACUGUUUUCAGUCUGGUUCUUGCCUGCCAUCAGAGUUCCUGGGAAGCUCUGUAAUGUGCUCCAAAGGGCUGAAGUUGUGUCUGGCUCUGGAACUUCUACUGCUGCCUCUUUGUUUCUUGGAAACCAACAUUCAAGGUUAUUCAGAACAUCCGGAAUCUGCAGUCUCUGGCAGCAAUGUGACUCUUCCAAUCCCCGACUGGCCUCACAACCACCAAAGUCUCACCUUGUUUUACAAUUCCAACAAGAAGAUUUUAGAAUGGGAGUUUGACAAGCCUAAUCCUCACUUCUUCAAAACUACAUUUAAGGACAGGGUCACACUUGAUCGUGAAAAUGGCACACUCUACAUUUGUAAGGUCCAGAAAAAUGAUACAAGCACCUACAUCUUGAAGGUGGUGAUGGAGAAUUGGACUGAAAAGGAAUGGAAGAUCCCACUGGAAGUGUUUGAUCCUGUACCUAAGCCUGUCAUAAAAAUUGAGAAAAUACAGGAAGUGAACAACAGCUGUUUUCUGAUCCUGUCAUGUGUGAUCCCGGAUAAUAUAUCUGUUCAAUACUUCUGGUUUAGGGACUCAGGUCCCUUCCCAAAAGAGCUCCAGAGUGAUGUGCUUAACAUCUCCAUUAAGCCACAAGACUACUCCAAGUUUUACACAUGCCAAGUCAGCAACUCCGUGAGCAGUAACAAUGACACAAUCAACUUUACUUCAGCCUGUACACCAGCACGAUCUUCUGGAGUAGCUUGGAUUUCAGCAUGGCUAGUGGUCAUGAUAUGCACUGUUCUUGGCCUCCUGUUGACCUGAAACAAGUUUUCCCAAUCCUGAAAUUUGAAGACUUGAAAGGUCUUGCUUCUAUCAGCAACUAUGCUCUUAACCUGGAAGAAGCUCUGGUUCUAUUGGAUAGAGAAAGAGUGUUAAGUCAUGCAUAAAGAUUUUCAAAUUAACUUUUAAAAAUCAUGGCUAUGUAUGGUGAUCAUCACAGGAAAAUGGGGGAGGGGAGAGAGAAGAGUGUAAAAGAAGAUAAAUGAUAGACUUCACUGGGGGUGGUGAACAUACAAUACAAUGUACAGAUGAUAUAAUAUAGAAUUGUACACUUGAAACCUAUAUAAUUUUAUUAACUAAUAUCACCCAAAUAAAUUCAAUUAAAAAUAAAUAAUAAGUAAAAGAAAAAAAAUAAGUUGAAUGUCACAUUUCAGGUUUGCGGAUCUUCCACAACUGAGUUGAAAUGGUAUAUUUACAUCUGUAGAUUAAAUAAUAAAUUAUUAACAAAUCAUCAAUAAUGUAACCAUAAUAUGCUAUUUAGACAAAUGCUGAGUGGGGAUAAUCUCUUUUCUCAAAUACGAAAGAUUUUCUUUAUGACAUGCCAUUCUAAAUCUCAAUUUAGAAUAACUAUUAAAAAUAUUAUAAAUCACUUGGCAAAAAUAAAACUCCUAAGCAUAAAAAUAAAAAUAAAAAUCAUGGCUAACAUUUUAUUUUAUAUCCCUUAGUUGUUUUCCAACAUGGAUAUAUAGAUACACAUGCACUUUUUUCCAUCAAAAAUUGUGAUCAACCCUGGCUGGUGUUGCUUAGUGGAUUGAGUGCUGUUCUGAGAACUAAAGGGAUGCCCGUUCGAUUCCCAGUCCAGGUCCCCAGUAGGGAGUAUGUGAAAGGCAACCACACAUUGAUGUUUCUCUCCAUCUCUUUCUCCCUCCCUUCCUCUCUCUGUAAAAAUAAAUAAAAUCUAAAAAAAACCCACGAUCAUACUAUGCCAUGUUGUAUGCAAUGAUUAAAUAAAUAUUUAAUAUUAUUAUCAAAGUGGA
Artibeus jamaicensis (Jamaican fruit-eating bat) is the source of this 1869-nucleotide messenger RNA. It is a transcript of the gene CD48, whose product is annotated as CD48 molecule. The transcript has 4 exons. The record is from RefSeq and is a predicted model, not a curated record. Bases 134 to 874 code for a protein of 246 amino acids. NCBI's taxonomy places the organism in Eukaryota, Metazoa, Chordata, Mammalia, Chiroptera, Phyllostomidae.